Messenger RNA from Epithele typhae, 681 nucleotides. RefSeq lists its product as uncharacterized. The transcript is spliced from 2 exons. Bases 1 to 681 code for a protein of 226 amino acids. The record is from RefSeq and is a predicted model, not a curated record. Lineage: Eukaryota; Fungi; Basidiomycota; Agaricomycetes; Polyporales; Epitheliaceae.
AUGUUUUUCUCCAAGAUCUUCAUCGCCGCGGCCGCUCUGGUCCUCGCCUCUGCCCUUCAAGUCCAGGCCCACACUGUCAUCCAGCCCAUGCUCGGCCUCGGGCGUGACGCGGUCCGCAACGACGCAUUCGAGCCUGCGGACAACCAGCUGUGUGGGAACGUCGACAUCGCGAGCACGUUCGACUCCUCGCCCACGAUCGCUGUUAAGUCCGACCACACCUUCCAGGCGACGAUCCGCAACUUCAACUCCGGUGUGGACGGCUCGCGCCAGAUCGUUGAAGCCAAGUUCGACCCCACCGGCACCGGCAACUCCUUCCAGGACAUGAAGAUCCUCAUCAACGGCCAGCGCUCGCCGUCCGACGAGUCCGGUUCCGAGCAGGUCUUCUUCCAGCUCCUUGGCGACUGCAAGGGCGGCGCGAAUGGCAAGAAGUGCCUCGUCGCUUUGAAGGCCGCCGGCGGUUUCGGGAACUGCAUCGUCGUCGAGCAGCGCAAGGGGCGCUCGGGCCGCAGCGUCGCGGCGGUGCGGAGGGAGCCUCGCGCGGAGGCGUCCACGCACGAGCACGACGCGCGCGCGAUCGGCGCGACGGUGCACACGACGGCGAAGCGCGCGGAUGUCGGGCUGCCUCCCCAGCGGCGGCGGGCUGUCCCCAAGUUCGCGCGCGACCACUCGGUCGACGCAUGA